UUGUAGAGUCAAGAUGGCAAUAGAGCGCAGAAUGCUCGGAAUAUUUGUGUUGCUGCUCGCAUGGGCGAAUUCACAAAGCACACCAAUUACACAGAUGCCUCAAAACACGCUGCAAAACUUCACACAAAUCGGCAGCAAACUCUACUAUAUCGAGCAGUCGUCGAAAUCGAAUUGGUUCUUGGCGGCCGAUAAGUGUCGGCAACUCAAUGGCACUUUGGCGAAUUUGGUCGACGAAGAGGAAUUGCUCGAGCUGAGCCGCAAACUCAAUCCGUCAAGCAGCUAUUGGCUAGGCGUUAACGAUCUGGCCAUCCAAGGUGUCUACACAGCCCAGGCUACUGGCUACGAGGCUGAGUUCUUAAACUGGGCUGCCGGGCAACCGGAUAACAUUGGCGGCAAGGAGCAUUGUGUGGAAUUAUGGUACGACCUAAAUGUAUUCCGUAUGAAUGACGCUUCCUGUGAGAUUCCAUUUCUAUUUAUAUGCGAGGGACACGAAAAAAGCAAUAUGUGUUAACGUAAAACAAAUUUCAGAAAACACAGUUCUUGCUCAACUAAAGCUAUGGGUAGAAAAUUAGAAUAACAUUAUAUUCAUAAUCCGACAAUUUAUUGUACAUACAAACUUUAUCUGACCACGCCUUAGAAGUUUGAACGAAAACCGGCAACCAUUUGAAACUUGAAUAAAUAUUUUCUACUAAUUUA
Scaptodrosophila lebanonensis is the source of this 696-nucleotide messenger RNA. RefSeq names its product C-type lectin 37Db. Gene Ontology annotation, molecular function: signaling receptor activity. The transcript is spliced from 2 exons. The record is from RefSeq and is a predicted model, not a curated record. Bases 14 to 511 code for a protein of 165 amino acids. Lineage: Eukaryota; Metazoa; Arthropoda; Insecta; Diptera; Drosophilidae.